This is a messenger RNA of Lytechinus variegatus (green sea urchin), 904 nucleotides long. RefSeq names its product bone morphogenetic protein 1-like. Lineage: Eukaryota; Metazoa; Echinodermata; Echinoidea; Temnopleuroida; Toxopneustidae. The coding region runs from base 83 to 904 and encodes 273 amino acids. The record is from RefSeq and is a predicted model, not a curated record. The transcript has 3 exons.
AAGAACCAGCUUGAUAUUUAGUAUUUAGCCCCGUAUCUAUUGUCAUAUAGGAAAGAUUGCUCGGCAGAUCAAAUUAUUAGCCAUGAUUUCUGUCCGUGGAAUUAUUUUUUGUAUCCAUUGCUGUUUGGGUCUUAUACUUUCCACUGAAUUAUGUGGCGCAGAACCACCUUAUGUUUGGCUUACUGGCGAUGAACAGUAUAAUAUUUCAUCAGUUGAUAUAGACCAGAUCAUUGAAGAGAACUUCAUUUUGAUUUUCAACACAACGAUUCGCCAUAGAAUUAGAUUCUCCAUUUUAGAUUUUGAUUUCGAAUUCGGCUAUAUGUUCAUGAGCAUUGGUGAUGGGACUGAAAUAGAUGGAGCUGAUGUGCUCUUUGAGGAAUCAUCAACUUACACUGAGUUAGCAAGCUUCAGUGGAUCAGAUUCGCCAAGUGUUGUGACAUCAGUAAGCAACUCAGCAUGGAUGAAACUCACAAACAUCAAAACCUAUCAAAGGAAAAUGGAUUUCAAUGUAACUGUCUCGUGUACCAAUAUAUCAGACAUUACUGAAGUAAAUGAGGUUGAAACGACAUUGAUCAGGUCAAUGAAUUACCCGUCAAAUUACCCAAACAACUAUUAUCGUCUGUGGGUUAUCCGAACACACGAAGGCUACGUCAUCGAAGUUACCGUAAGAUCAUUUGACGUGGAAAACGGGAACGACCACGUGUACAUAGGUGAUGGCGUUGAUAGCUUUACAAACCAAGGAUCAAGAUGGCGAGACUGGACAGGAUUAUGGGAGAAUGAGGUCCUAGAAUCACGAGACUUCACAUCAUCUACCAAUUCAGUCACCAUGAUCUUUACCACUGAUCAUAGCUCAAGAAAAUCAGGGUUCUGGAUCCAAUUGCGAGCUGCUAAGAAACCAGGUUAA